AUGACAAUUUACUAUUCCCUGACCUUCAUGCUGCUCGCAGCGGAGAUGGGCACAUUUUGUAUCCUCGUUGCCCCGCUGCCGUACAGAAUCAAGAAGACCUUGUUCACAUUCUUGUCGGAAAGCGUGAUUGUCGCGAAAGUCGCAUAUGCGUUGAAGAUUUCUUUCAUAUUCGUCGCGAUUCUGUUCAUCGACGCGCUUCAACGAAUGUUUCGCAUCACGGCGGAUACAGAGGCUUCUAAAAACGCUCAAAAUGGCGGUGUUCAUGACGUUCGAACCGAAACUGGUCUCGCAGCCCGGAAAUUCUACGCUCAACGAAACGUCUAUUUGACUGGAUUCUGUCUCUUCCUUUCCCUCGUCCUUACGCGCACAUUCUACAUCAUUCUCGACCUGAUCCAUACCCAAGAAGAGUACGCCAAGAUCAAGAAACAAUCUGAAUCCACUUCGAACGGCGCAGAAUCCACCGCCGAGUUGAAGAAGAAGAUUGCCGCUCUUGAAGCCAAAGACCGCGAUUUUGAAACUCUGAAGAAGCAAGCAUCGCAACAAGCGGCUGAAUUCGAUCGACUUGCCACCGAGUACAACACUCUCAAGGGCCAGAACUCAGAUAAGAAACAGGAUUAG
Messenger RNA from Pleurotus ostreatus (oyster mushroom), 618 nucleotides. RefSeq lists its product as uncharacterized. The record is from RefSeq and is a predicted model, not a curated record. NCBI's taxonomy places the organism in Eukaryota, Fungi, Basidiomycota, Agaricomycetes, Agaricales, Pleurotaceae. Gene Ontology annotation, biological process: intracellular protein transport; endoplasmic reticulum to Golgi vesicle-mediated transport. Gene Ontology annotation, cellular component: endoplasmic reticulum; endoplasmic reticulum membrane. The transcript is spliced from 6 exons. The coding region runs from base 1 to 618 and encodes 205 amino acids.